UAAUUGUCAAUUUACCGUACUCCUACCCCUCGCUAUUUUCUUCUCCUACAAGCCGACGCCCCUGCCUCCAGCUCAGCUGGCAGUUCCUGUCUUUCUUCCACUCGUGCCGCCCCAGCCUCCGUUCUAGUGAUUUUACAUUUAUUUUCAUCUCCCUUUGUUUCUGGGAAUCUUCUGCCUGUAGGUUCAAAAGUUUUCAGGAUUUCCUUCCCUUUUUUUUAAGACUGCAUUCCUUCAGAAAUUGUGGCAUGGGUGGUUUACCUGUUGUAAAUUCUUCAUCAGCCAUAGCAUUGCCGGAAUCGAAACUUGACCAAGCGUCAACAGUGGUCAAGUCGACCCCAGAUGGAAAACCAAAAAAGAAGAUAUGUUGUGCCUGUCCCGAUACUAAGAAGCUUAGAGAUGAGUGCAUAGUGGAGCAUGGUGAAGAAGCAUGUGGAAAAUGGAUCGAGGCUCAUCGUAAGUGUCUUCGCGCGGAGGGAUUCAACGUCUGAACUUGAUAACCUAAUACAAUGAAAGAUUUGAUUUUCUGCUAGUUUACAGUUUAGAUAUUUGAGAGAUACAGAUACCAGAGAAAAUUGAGAAAUAAAGUGAGAAAGAAGGUAUAGCCAAAGCUGCAAUGCAGUAAGUACAAUUUGGCUUCGUAUUUUUGUAGGCUCGGGCCUUUGUUAUUGACUUACUGUAUUAAUUUCCUCAUGUUAUUCAAAAUUUCUUACUAUUUCUUCUUUA
Molecule: messenger RNA, 723 nt
Organism: Cucumis melo (muskmelon)
Lineage: Eukaryota; Viridiplantae; Streptophyta; Magnoliopsida; Cucurbitales; Cucurbitaceae
Product: cytochrome c oxidase copper chaperone 2
Exons: 3
Coding region: 246-488 (80 amino acids)
Cellular component (GO): mitochondrial intermembrane space
Molecular function (GO): copper ion binding; copper chaperone activity
Source: RefSeq, a predicted model, not a curated record